This is a messenger RNA of Notodromas monacha, 1353 nucleotides long. The record is from the annotation of a GenBank genome assembly. NCBI's taxonomy places the organism in Eukaryota, Metazoa, Arthropoda, Ostracoda, Podocopida, Cyprididae.
GGGGGCGGCGUGGAAGUGAGUUGUGUUGAGUUUGAAAGUGUACCAUAAUGUCAAGUCACCCAGGACUAAGGCCAGCACAAAUGGUCUGCUAGCAUGGACUUGCUGGAAAAAUUUAUUCUUCCUGUUCAAGCGGUUAACUGGGUGGAAGGUUCCGCUGAAGUUUUGUUAGAACCUGGAGUUCUGAGCAGUUGGAGGGCCCUUAGGAUCUCAAAACUGAAAGAUGCCAUUCACGGCAAGGUGAAAGCUUUCAACAUAUUUGCAGAGAAGAAUAAAGAUGCCAGUUGGGAUGCGUUCAGCGGGAGCAAUUUCGAGAAUGGCGCGGAGGUGAUCGUGAAUUUUGGUGGCGGCUUCAAACGUGGAAUUGUGUCAAAUGCUGCAGAAAACAUAAGUGAGGUUUAUCUGGUUGAUGUGGGAAUCACAGUUCGGGUUGUCAGUUCUGAUAUCCAACUGCGGCACUACGUUGUAGAACAAGAAAAUUGGGAACCGACUGCAUGGAGUGUAAAGCAGAAGACUGAAACUAAGCUGCGUUUGCUCCCGGCAAGCAAUGUUUCCCCUGAUGAUGCUUUCCUGAGCAUGUGCAGUCUGAAACCAUUUUGCCUGUCGGGAGAGGCAAUUGACGUUGAUCCGAUAGUCAGACGUGCUGCUUUGUUCGGUUGUGAAAGCGUAUUGGCGAGUCAUUCAAAAGGUGUGGAGAAGUUAUUUGGGUCCAUCACAAAAUGGAUGGUGACUCUCGUAUCUAAAGGAAUCCAUAAUGAAGCACCUACUGUUUGUUUGUUUGGUCUAAUGGCUAAGCAAAGUAACCUUUUCUUUGCCGACUCUGACGAAGAGAACACUCUGAAGAAAUUCUUGCUGAUGGAAGGAGGUUCAACAACAGGUGAAAAUGAUGACUUGGUGCUUUGCGUAUGCAUCAAUGGACUACUCAUACGCUCAGGCGCAGUGGCCUAUUCAAAAGAUCGAAUCUGGACAAAAGAGGAUUUCUUCUCCCCUGAAAUUUGCGACAUUGUCUUAGAAGGUGGAUAUCCAGAGCGUUUGUUGAAAUCCUUCUGGAUGCCUAAAGUCACGAAGGCCAGAGUUUUCUCCCGUGGAUCCGAUUUUUUGUGGGAUUCCCUUCCACCUUAUAAUCCUUUUCGCCCUGUGGAAUCAUGUUCUGCAUUGCAGGUUGCAUUGGAAAAACUUUACUUAUCGUCGCUUGUAUGAAUCGUGUGGAAAUGACUGGAUUGCCUAAUGUUGUUGACUCCCAUCAGGUCAUUUGUGGAGUAUUGUGAUUGGCUGAGGAAGUUCAGCGGUGUGUUGGCCUGUCUCAGGGCUACUGCGGUUAUCAUAUUUUGUGGAACACUCAAGUUCUCUCGUGAA